AUAUUUUGGUGAAGUUGGCACUGGGUUGGGGCCUACCCUGGAGUUCUACACCCUUUUAAGUCAUGACCUACAAAAAGCUGGACUGGGUAUGUGGAGGUCAUAUUCUUCAUUUGAUGAAUCUUCAAUGGAAGUCGAUCUGUAUGAACGAAAAGAUGGAAAUGAAACUCUUAAUAGUAUCUCUGGACAGGUUUCAGUUGGGGGUGAUAGAGAUCUUAUCCAGGCACCUCUUGGCUUGUUCCCUCUUCCCUGGCCUCCAAAUGCUGAUGCAUCUGACGGUAGCCCAUUUUUUAAAGUAAUUGAAUAUUUUCUAUUGCUUGGGCGUGUGGUGGCUAAAGCUCUUCAGGAUGGACGGCUUUUGGACCUGCCACUGUCAACAGCCUUUUAUAAGCUUGUGCUUGGUCAGGAGCUUGAUUUGCAUGAUAUUCUUUCUUUUGAUACUGAGCUAGGGAAGACUUUGCAAGGAUUGCAAGCCCUUGUUUCUCGAAAACAAUACCUGGAAUCAAUGGGUGGUUAUGAUCAAGAUGAAGUAGUUGAUUUACGUUUCCAUGGGGUGCCCAUUGAGGAUCUCUGUUUAGAUUUCACCCUUCCUGGCUAUCCUGAUUACAUUCUGAAACCAGGCGAUGACAAUGUAGAUUUGACUAAGUUGGAGGAGUACAUUUUCCUGGUGGUUGAUGCUACUGUCAGGACUGGAAUUAUUAGGCAGAUAGAAGCAUUUAAAUCUGGCUUUAAUCAGGUAUUUGACGUCUCGAGUCUACAAAUAUUUUCUCCAAAUGAGUUGGAUUAUUUGCUUUGUGGCCGUAGAGAGUUUUGGAAGGCUGAGACACUUGUUGAUCACCUAAAAUUUGAUCAUGGUUACACUGCCAAGAGUCCUGCAAUUGUUUAUUUACUCGAGUUAAUGGGUGAAUUUACCCCAGACCAGCAGCGGUUGUUCUGUCAAUUUGUUACUGGUGCACCUCGUCUUCCUCCUGGUGGUCUGGCAGUGCUGAAUCCAAAGUUGACUAUUGUGAGAAAGGUAAAUACCUGUGUAAAUGUCACAAGGUCCUUCGGUGAUUCUCCAACAAAAUUUUGUGCCAUAGUUGCUUAUUCGCGCUCAAUGUCUGGGUAUAGCAUUCAUCAACCACCAGUAACACAACAUUGAAUGGGAUGGGGUCUUCAGAAACUGCAGAUGAUGACUUGCCAAGUGUGAUGACAUGUGCCAAUUACUUGAAGCUUCCUCCCUAUUCUACCAAGGAAAUCAUGUGCAAGAAACUGCUUUAUGCAAUCAGUGAAGGGCAGGGAUCUUUUGAUUUGUCAUGAGUCUUCAAGCUAACCAUUUGACCUGUGUAUAUUAUAUCAGAACACUUCUGUGUUCACGUCUUAACUGGGCUGUCUGUUGUUGGAAGUAGCCUUGGCAUUGCUUAAUAAAGGCCUUCUUACUCUGCCAUUUUAACCACCGGCAUUGUUAAGUUGAACGUGGGAAUCGCGUUGAAGUUGAAUUCAGCAUCACUUGUUCAGAAAGCUUUUGGAAGAAGAGAUUGUAUGGCUCUUUCUGCUGCUGGUGCUCUUGUAAAUAAGUUGGAAUUUGCUAUUCUUUUAUAUUAUUUUUUUUUUGGCAUUAUGGAGUAACAUUUUUAUUUAAUUUCAGCUUGGGCUGGCUGAGAAUAUACAUGUAUGAGCAUGUAUUUUAUGCCUCUGCUGUUUCCCUCAUAAAAUUUUGCUGAUGAUGUUACUUUAGAUUUUUGUCAAUGGAUUAAGUGUACAUAGGUAAAACCUCCAGGUCGAAUGUCUCUGGAAAUUGAUGGUUGAGGGAAUCUCUUCAAUUUUUGAUUUGACAUUGAAAGAAAGGAAUCUGUAGAAAUUUUCUCUGAGACCCUGAUACUUAUUAUUGGGACACUACUGACCAAAGAUAUGUUAUGAUCUCUCUCUCGUGAAUAUUGUUUCUG
Messenger RNA from Ilex paraguariensis (yerba mate), 1922 nucleotides. Lineage: Eukaryota; Viridiplantae; Streptophyta; Magnoliopsida; Aquifoliales; Aquifoliaceae. The record is from the annotation of a GenBank genome assembly.